GAACCCACCGACACCCUUCCCAGCUCCCCAGAACCCACCGACACCCUUCCCAGCUCCCAUCACCUUCUCCCCUGCCUCAUCCUCCCUAUGAACCCUGCCCUGCCUGACACCCCCAGACACCUCCCUGUUGCUGUCACCUCCCUCUGGCCUGGUCAUUGUCCCCUGAGCUCCCAGGGCUGGCCAUGCCACAGAGCCCUGAGGGUGAGCUGCUGCUGGCUGUGAUCAUGGCUAAGACAGGAUAUUACCCAGGAGCCAAAUUCGGUGGCCUCAGGCUCUGUCCCUGAGCGUGUGUCACACCUCUACCGGGCACAUGCCCGGGUGCCAGGGGCAUCACAGCACGUCCAGGCUGGCAUCGCAGCUCCCCACACUCAGGGCCACGUGUUCUCUGCCCGAGUGACAUUACCUCGGUGCUGCCAGCAAAGUGCUGCUGCCACUGAACUUUGCGAGGUGCCCGGGGGAACUCCCGGGAAGCCGAGCCCUGUCCUGGGAUGGGCUACACUGAGUUGAUGCCAUCGGAGUGCCUGGGGCAGGUGGGGCCUGAAGGUCCCCAUGGCUGAACUUGCCCAUCUGGACUUCAUUGCGGUUUUCCCUGUGUCCUCUCCUGUCCCGCUCCUGGCCGCUGGAAGGAGGGACACAGCAGAACUGCCUCAGCUGCGUGUGCUCGGUGUCCCCGCUGCUCUGCUGGCCCCGGGGUGGCCGUGAUGUCCCUGCAGAGGCUGUAGCAGGGAUGGGGCUGGCAUGUUUGGGGUGGGUGCUGAGGAAGAAUCCGUUCAUCAGCGCCUGCCCCGCCCGUGUCUUGCAGAACAUCGUCUCCAAGCACAGCUCGCAGUUCCGGGGCAACGCUCAGCACGACGCGCUCGAGUUCCUGCUCUGGCUGCUGGACCGAAUGCACGAGGAGCUGGGCGCCGCCUCCCCCGCCCAGCAGAGCCGCGGCCCCACGCAGCCUGGUAAGGACGGGAGCAGCAGUGCCAGCAGGUCCCCGCCAGGCACCCAGCACCCCCACGGGCAGAGCUUCGUGCAGAGCCACUUCCAGGCCCAGUACAGGUCCUCCCUGACGUGCCCUCACUGCCUGAAGCAGAGCAACACCUUCGACCCCUUCCUGUGCAUCUCCCUGCCCAUCCCACUGCGCCAGACCAGAGCUCUGAACGUCACGCUGGUGCUGCAGUGCGAGCGCUGGCGCUUCGUGCGAGUGGGGCUGGCCGUGCCGCUGCUGGGCACCGUGGCCGACCUGGGCGGGAACGGCCACGGGAUUGGCCCGAGGCCGUGGAUCCCUCGCUUUGAUUGGUGGGAGAAAGUGGAUCCCUCAUUGGGAUUGCCCGGAGCUAAUGAGAGCCCCUCGUUUUCCUGGCCCGCAGGGUGUCCCCGCAGCCUCCCUGCGUCCCCCUCAGUGCCACGGCCAGAGGGGCCGCGUCUGCUGCCCAGCAGCGCCCGCUCCUCCGACUGCCUGCACCGCGCUCCCGGUGGCCGCAUCCUGCUGCUGCUCUGCAACGCUGCGGGCACGGGGCCACAGCUCGCCAGGUUCGGGCCACCGCUGCUGCUGCGGGAGGAGCGCGGCGUCUCCUGGGAGCAGCUCCAGCAGAACAUCCUGGCCCAGCUGAGGGGGGUCCUGCGGGGAGAGGUCCGGCCACAGGGCGCGGGAGCCCUUUUCCGGAUCCGCCUGGCCGGGGGCUCGGCCCCCUACACCUACCUGUCCCCUCAGGAUCCCCAUCCUCUCUGCCACCCUGCCAUUGACAGGGCCCUGCAGCUGAGCAGGGCUGGGGGCCCUCCCCACGUGAGACUGACGGUGGAGUGGGACAUGAGCACUAAAGAGCGGCUGUUCGGAAGCAUCCAAGAGGAGGUGGUGCAGGACGCGGCGAGCGUGCGGCAGCAGCAGCAGGCGCACGGGCAGCAGCACAGCUGCACGCUGGACGAGUGCUUCCAGCUCUACACCAAGGAAGAGCAGCUGGCCCCGGACGAUGCCUGGCGCUGCCCGCACUGCAAGGUGCCCCAGCAGGGCACGGUGAAGCUCAGCCUGUGGACGCUGCCAGACAUCCUCAUCAUCCACCUGAAGCGCUUCCGGCAGGUGGCCGAGCUGCGGCACAAGCUCACCACGCUGGUGAGGUUCCCGCUGCGGGGGCUGGACAUGCGGGGCCGGCAGCCCACGGGGCCCCUGCGCUCCCCGGCCGUGCCUGAGUCCAGCUUCUGA
Molecule: messenger RNA, 2185 nt
Organism: Cyanistes caeruleus (blue tit)
Lineage: Eukaryota; Metazoa; Chordata; Aves; Passeriformes; Paridae
Source: RefSeq, a predicted model, not a curated record